This is a messenger RNA of Coregonus clupeaformis (lake whitefish), 477 nucleotides long. RefSeq names its product interleukin 17 receptor E-like (gene il17rel). Lineage: Eukaryota; Metazoa; Chordata; Actinopteri; Salmoniformes; Salmonidae. The coding region runs from base 1 to 477 and encodes 158 amino acids. The transcript is spliced from 6 exons. The record is from RefSeq and is a predicted model, not a curated record. Gene Ontology annotation, molecular function: interleukin-17 receptor activity.
AUGUACUUCCCUAGUCAGUUCUCCUCAGAGCAGUUCUGUACAGAGCACAUCCAUGGUGUCUCCAUAUGCACUGUUACCGCAGGGAUGAUGUUGGCAAGCUGUAGGCUCGUCAGCUUCCCCAGAGUAGCCAGAAAGAGACUGGAGGGACAGCAGGUGGAGGUUCAUAAUGACUGCUCUGAGGUGUGGCCAGGUCAAGAUGUUCACGUCACUCUAAAGACCAAUCCAGGCUACUGUGGAGUCACCUGGACAAGCACUUACCAUGUCCCAGAAUGUGGCAGCAGAGAUCUUCGGAGUAACAUUCCAGAAUGUAUCACUGGGAGGCUAGCGUACACUGUGGACUCAGACAGAAAGGAGCUGGCUGUGUCUGUCUCAGACAUGUUGGAGGAUGAAGACUAUCACCUGAGACUGUGUCACAGAAAAGCCUACACCUGUAGAGACACAGGGGCCAACACACUGCAUAAUAACCCCUCCCAGUGA